UCGAAUUUUCCUCCCCUCUCGGGCUCUCGGCCUCCCCUCCCCUCCUCUGCAGCGCAGCGCCGAACCCAACCACACGGCAGCGCGAGCUAAGCGAAGGAAGGCGAAGCCAAGCGAAGCGGAGCAAGGGUUUGCGAGGUUCUGCUCUUGAGCGCAGGAAGCCUGGCGACCUGCCAUGGACCUGGUGGGACCGUUGCUGGUGGCCAUGGCCAGCUUGCUUGACGCUCCCGGGCUCCAGUUCUUCGGCUGGCUCAUCACCGCGGGCUCCUUCGGCCUCGCGGCGCUCAUCUACGCGCUCCUCAGGCUGCAGCGCGAGGCGUCGCUGUACUGGAUCAAGGCGGCUGCCAGGGAGAAGCGGGCCGCCUGGAAGUCGCUGCGGUGCCCGAGCUCCAGCCACACGUGGUCCGAGGACUACUUCAGUGGCGGGCAGCCGUCGACGUGCUGCGUGUGCCUGUCGUCCCUCGGCUCUGCACAGGGCGUGGUGGGCUCCAGGGCCGCCGAGGCAGACGUGGUCCACCGCUGCUCUGUUUGCGGGGUGGCGGCGCACUCCUACUGCUCGAGGGGCGCCGAGAAGGACUGCAAGUGCGUCGCGCAGGCUGGUGUGUCGCCUUUGCUGCAUCACUGGUCGGAGAGGUGGGUUGAGCUGGACGACAACCCGGAGAUAUCUUCCUUCUGUUACUACUGUGAUGAGCCGUGUGGUGUGCCGUUCCUUGGCGUCUCUCCCAUAUGGCGCUGCCUGUGGUGCCAGCGGCAGAUCCAUGUUGAUUGCCAUGCGAAGCUGUUGAAGGAAACCGGGAACACUUGUGAUCUUGGCCUUCUCAGGAGGCUUAUUGUUCCUCCCCAGUCGGUGAAAGAGAUUAGCGAAGGUCCAGCAAUCAGUGGAAUGUUGAACUCAAUCAAGGAGGGGUUUUCAUCACGUAGGAGUCGGGACAGGAGGCCACGCAGCAAGAAACGCAUGAAUAACCAUCCUGGUGGCAAGACGAAUCCGACUCCCACAAACAGCUCAAUACUUGAUUCAGUACUUGAAGGAUUUGCUAGAUUGCAGGGCCUGGAUGGAAAGUAUGCACUGGCCAAGCCUAACUUAUCUGAAAAUUCUCUCAAGCAAACAUUUGGAUCUGGUAUUCCUAAUGGAGGAAAAAGAAAAUAUGAACUUGUUGAUUUACCACAAGAUUCAAGACCCCUGCUGGUUUUCAUCAAUGGCAAGAGCGGAGGCCGCAAUGGGCCUUCUCUUAGAAGAAGACUGAACAUGUUGUUGAAUCCUGUACAGAUAUUCGAGCUAAGCGCUUCUCAGGGACCUGAUGUUGGAUUGCAGCUAUUCCAGAAUGUAAAACAUUUCAGAAUCCUUGUUUGUGGUGGGGAUGGAACUGUAGCUUGGGUUCUUGAUGCCAUUGAAAAGCAGAACUACGAAUCUCCUCCCCCUGUUGCCAUUCUUCCUUUGGGAACAGGAAAUGACCUAUCGCGUGUUAUGCGAUGGGGUGGAGGUUUAUCUUCUGUUGAACGACAAGGAGGAAUAUGUGCACUUUUAAAUGAUGUUGACCAAUCAGCUGUUACAGUGCUUGAUCGCUGGAAUGUAGCCAUCAAAGAGAAGAAUGGAACAGAAGGUCAAUGCACCAAGCAAGUAAAAUUUAUGACUAAUUAUUUAGGUAUCGGAUGUGAUGCAAAGGUUGCUUAUGACUUCCACACCACUAGGGAGGAAAAACCAGAUCAAUUUUGCAGCCAGUUUGUCAACAAGCUGAUAUAUGCUAGAGAAGGUGCUAAGGAUAUGAUGGAUAGGUCGUGUUCUGAUUUACCAUGGCACGUUAGCCUUGAAGUUGAUGGAAAGAACAUUGAAAUUCCGGAGGAUGCAGAAGGUGUGAUUGUUAUGAAUAUCCCUAGCUACAUGGGGGGUGUUGAUCUUUGGCAAAACGACAAUGACCAUGAUGAUGAUUUCAGUUUGCAAUCAAUCCAUGACAAAAUGCUUGAGGUGGUCUGUAUAUCAGGGACCUGGCAUCUAGGCAAACUGCAGGUCGGACUUUCAAGGGCACACCGGUUGGCCCAAGGAAAAGUUAUAAGAUUGCACCUCCACAGUUCAUUCCCUGUUCAGGUUGAUGGUGAACCAUGGAUCCAGCCACCUGGCUGCCUUGAGAUUUCUCAUCGUGGACAGAUGUUCAUGCUGAGAAGGACAUCUGAAGAGCCCACUGGGCAUGCUGCAGCAAUCAUGAGUGAGGUCCUCGUGAAUGCUGAGUGCAAUGGUGUGAUCGACGCAGCUCAGAAGAGAUUGCUCCUCCACGAGAUUGCACUCCGUUUAUCCUCCUGACACACUGUCUGCUCCUCCAUCUGACAAAAGCUAACGCCAUGUUGGCCAUGUUGUAUCGGCUGAUACCAAGCACCACCCCUCUGUCGAGUAAUCGCUUCCGUUGCACAGACACAAAGCACAAACUGUAGAGUUCAUGUAUACAAUACAAAGAGGUAACAGAAGAUUUCAUGCGUUCGCAUUUGGUUGUACCUUUUAAGAUAGGUCCUUCGCUUCUUUAUGGCUGGGCUCAUCUGAGCAGAUUCGAAAGUGGCUGUCAAGUUGAGAGUAUGCCAGUCCAUACAAAGAGUUUUGUAGUGCAUAGAACAUUUGUAACUACAAAUAGGGCUCAAUGAGCAGUGUAACUAGAACAUCAGUGUUUCUUUCUUGGCAAAGAUAUAGAGAUACAAGACUUCUCUGAGAAGAUCUGUAAUUUUGCUACUUCUGACUAGUGAUAUUGUGGUGCUGCCGUGGAGCAGUUCCUUAUUA
Messenger RNA from Setaria italica (foxtail millet), 2758 nucleotides. Its product is annotated as diacylglycerol kinase 2. Lineage: Eukaryota; Viridiplantae; Streptophyta; Magnoliopsida; Poales; Poaceae. Gene Ontology annotation, molecular function: ATP-dependent diacylglycerol kinase activity. The transcript is spliced from 8 exons. The coding region runs from base 173 to 2293 and encodes 706 amino acids. The record is from RefSeq and is a predicted model, not a curated record.